UUUUUUUUUUGUUGUUGCAAAAUUCCCUCACCAACCCUCCAGCCUAGCUUCCAUUGCAUUCCUGUUAAUCACCCUCAUCUUUUUUCUUACUCUGUUUCCUUUUCCAAUUACCUCUCAGAUUCUUCGCUGGCAAUCAGCAUCGAGCAAAUCACAUUUCCAGUCAUGGAUUCUUUCAGUACAUCACCCGAUUUUCGUUUUAACCCAAAUUCAAACAACAUUGACGAUGCGGAUCGAGAUUCCGAGUUCUCGGGCAUUCUCGAAAUCUACCUUCAUCAUGCAAGGAAUAUUCAUAACAUUUGUAUCUACAACAAGCAAGAUGUUUAUGCCAAGUUCUCUCUCACCUAUAACCCUGAUGAUACCCUCUCAACCAGGAUCAUCGUUGGAGGUGGAAAGAAUCCCGAAUUCAACGAGAGCCUGAUUAUGAAGGUCACCCAGAUCGAUGCUGUCCUUAAAUGCGAGAUUUGGAUGCUUAGCAGGGCCAGAAACUACUUGGAAGACCAGCUUUUGGGCUUUGCUUUGGUCCCCAUUUCACAAGUUUUCGGCAAAGGAAAAAUCACGCAAGAUUAUAGCUUGUCUUCCACUGAUCUUUUCCAUUCUCCAGCCGGAACUGUCAAACUCAGUCUUUCUUUGAACACAUCAAUGGCUGUCAAUUCUCAGACCACGACAACCAACUCUUCGAUAUCGGCAGAAGUUGUAUUGCUUGACCGGAAAAUAUCCGAAUCCCAAGUUAUUUUAGACCCUGUUGAGUAUUCCAGGAUAGAAUUUACCGACAUCAAUAUUGUUAGGGAGAAUCAGCAAAUGGUUUCACAGUACUUCGAUGGAUUGAAUUCAAGGCCAGGAAUUGCUUCAUUCCUUCAACUCGGUGCCUCUCAUCAGCAUGUCCAAGACAACGAAAUGACAGCAAAUUCAUCUGAAGAAAUCCAUGGAGGAUCCGUUUCUCCCAACGGAGGCCUCCAAAAUUCUGGGUUUUUGAGUUCAUCAACAACAAGCCUAAGCGAUGAUCGCAACACAGCCGACUCGAAUGAAAAGAAGAGUCGUCUCGGUGGGGAGCCAUCGAAUUCUCUCAACGCAUCUGUCACUACCGAGGCUAAUCCGAGCCCAGAUGGUUGUCCCGAGACCCCUACUUCGAACAAAGGAAGCGAAGUUCGAGACGAGAAAGACCCUUAUUAUUCGAGCAAACAAGUGUUUUCAGCUCCAUUGGGGAACAUCAAUUUGGAGGCAGAACAAUCGGCAAUGCAGCAACAGAUUGUAGACAUGUACAUGAGGAGCAUGCAACAGUUUACCGAGUCUUUGGCUAAGAUGAAGCUUCCCAUGGAUCUUGACAAACCUGGACAUGAACGUCGUGGUGAUUUGAUUCACAACAACAGCAAGAAAAUAGAGCAUGACAAAAAGAGAGACGGGUCCAGGGUUUUUUAUGGUAGCCGGGCAUUCUUUUGAACCAGCUGUAUAUUU
Hibiscus syriacus is the source of this 1452-nucleotide messenger RNA. RefSeq lists its product as uncharacterized. The transcript has a single exon. NCBI's taxonomy places the organism in Eukaryota, Viridiplantae, Streptophyta, Magnoliopsida, Malvales, Malvaceae. The record is from RefSeq and is a predicted model, not a curated record. The coding region runs from base 163 to 1437 and encodes 424 amino acids.